This is a messenger RNA of Podospora bellae-mahoneyi, 1089 nucleotides long. RefSeq lists its product as uncharacterized. NCBI's taxonomy places the organism in Eukaryota, Fungi, Ascomycota, Sordariomycetes, Sordariales, Podosporaceae. The coding region runs from base 307 to 1089 and encodes 260 amino acids. The record is from RefSeq and is a predicted model, not a curated record. The transcript has 2 exons. Gene Ontology annotation, molecular function: FMN binding.
CGUGAGCCCUGCGUCUGCACACCUACAUAACUGUACAUAUGGCACAAGACGUCCCAGGAAAAUAAAGUGUCUCGCGGCCGCCGGCGCGGCCCGCAGAGGAGAUGGUGUUUGAGCUAAAUGCACUCAACCCCGCACCGUUUGGUAGGCAGAGAGAUAAAUUUGGAUGACAGCAGCAAAGACCUACCUCAAUGCCCCGCACCAAGAUGAAGUCAUCCCUCGUUUGAGAUCUCACCUUUCUUAGCUCACCUCCACCAUAACAGUUCCCCGUCUCUAACAGACACGAUCGACAUUCUUGCAAAGCAACGAAUGUCCACCCCCUUCCUCGGCCGCCUAUCACCAAUAUCAACCCAUCUUUCAAGCAACCCUCACCUCGCCACUGGUGAAAUGUCAUCAUCCGCCGGCCCCGCCCCCUGGCGCGAGCUCUUCUCCCACCACCUAACCCAUUUGAGGCCCCCAAUCUUCACUCUCGCAACCCUCCACCCAGUCCCCUCCCACACCUCCAUCACUGUCCUCCCCCGCGCGCGCACCUGCGUCUUCCGCGGCUUCUGGGGUACCCUCCCCCCCAACGAGCGCAACCCCGCCGUUCUGAACCCGCCCCUCUUCAGGUCUGACCUCUUGACUUUCACCACUGACGCGCGCAUGUCAAAGACGUCUGACAUUCUUGACACCGCCGGGCCCGAUUCGCAGACUGUGUCUGGCGGCCCAAGCGGUGGGGGGGGGCCAGUGGAGGCAGUAUUUUGGGUUGAUGAGACAAAGACUCAGUGGAGGGUUAGAGGGAAGGCGUGGGUUCUAGGGCCGGGGAUUGAUGGGGAAGGGGAGGGGGAGAGGAAGGUUAGGGAGGUGGUGGGGGAGAGGAUGAGGAGGGUCAAGGAAUGGGAAGGGGACGAGGAUUGGAGCUGGGAGAGGGAGGUGGAGGGGCAUUUUGGGAAUUUGAGCCCGGUUAUGAGGGGGAGUUUUAAGGGUCCGGAGCCGGGGGCGGAGGUGGAUUAUCAUCAGGGGAAGAGGUUGGGUGAGAGGGUGGAUGAUUUGAGGGAUGAGGAGGCGAGGGGGAAUUUUAGGAGGGAUGUGAUGGAAGGAAAGGGGUUCUGA